AUCUUAUAAUUCACUUUUUCUUAAGAUGUUUCAGCGAAAAAAGUAUAAAUAUUUGCAUUACUAUUUUUAACCAAUAUUAUAAAACAAUUUCUGAAUACUAACAUCCUAGCAUUCUAAAAGUAUUUAAAACUAUUAUUUUUUUAAAAAUAGGAAAACGGACGAUGUAUUACUAAGCUGGAAAACAUGGGGUUUCGAGUCGGACAAGGAUUGAUAGAAAGGUUUACAAAAGAUACUGCAAGGUUCAAGGAUGAGUUAGAUAUCAUGAAGUUCAUUUGUAAAGAUUUUUGGACUACGGUAUUCAAGAAACAAAUCGACAAUCUAAGGACAAAUCAUCAGGGCAUCUAUGUUCUUCAGGACAACAAAUUUCGCCUGCUUACUCAGAUGUCUGCUGGAAAACAGUAUUUAGAACAUGCAUCUAAGUAUUUAGCAUUUACAUGUGGCUUAAUCAGAGGUGGCUUAUCAAACUUGGGAAUAAAAAGUAUUGUAACAGCCGAAGUGUCUUCAAUGCCUGCUUGCAAAUUUCAGGUGAUGAUACAGAAGCUGUAGAACAUACUGAAAUGCAAGGCUUCAACAGUGUAAAGAGAUAAAUUAUUCAUGUAUAAAGUAUUUCAAGUAGUGAUGAUUUAAUUACAUUGUUUGAUGUUUGUACAGGAGUAAGCAUGUAUUUUUACCAGUUUACACAGAUCAGCUCAAAGGAGAUAAAGGGACAUUCUGCCAUGACAUACAUUUAACCAAAACUAUUCAAAAUGAAAACCUGAUUUCAGAAAACGAGACACCAAGAUGUAGGACUCUUAUUUUAAACCUUUUUAUUUGGUUAGAGUGUUAAUGUAUUUGGCUGUAGAUAGGCAAAGUUCAGGGUUUGUUGAAUUUGCUUGAGAGAAAAGUAUGUACCAACAGAAUAAUUUGUGAUAAAAAUGAACAAAUUUUGAUAAAGCAUGAAUGUUUUAUUUUAAAAAGCAAACAUACUAAAUUUUUUAUUUUACUGCUUAUAAUUUAUUAAGAAUUUUUACACCUGUAUAAGGAUUUUGUAUAUACAUUGUGUGUGUAUAUAUAUAAACACAUAUAUGACUGCCUAAAUUGUUUAGAAAUUUAAUUUUGUUUUAA
Messenger RNA from Sapajus apella (tufted capuchin), 1104 nucleotides. It is a transcript of the gene TRAPPC6B, whose product is annotated as trafficking protein particle complex 6B. Bases 184 to 546 code for a protein of 120 amino acids. The record is from RefSeq and is a predicted model, not a curated record. NCBI's taxonomy places the organism in Eukaryota, Metazoa, Chordata, Mammalia, Primates, Cebidae. Gene Ontology annotation, biological process: regulation of GTPase activity; endoplasmic reticulum to Golgi vesicle-mediated transport. Gene Ontology annotation, cellular component: trans-Golgi network; TRAPP complex; cis-Golgi network. The transcript is spliced from 5 exons.